UGCUCGAACAGUUUGUUCUCGGAGUUUUCGCUGGUAGGAAGUGUUGCGCUGUGUACCGCAGUCACGGAGAGAAGAAAGAAAAAAAGAGCGAAGAACAGAAAUAAAAAUAUAGGAAAAGUGUGUUUUUAGUUGUGGAAAUAUUGCCUUAAAGUGAAGUUUUGGGGGCUGAAUUUUGAGUCAGAUGUACGAUAAUAGUGUAAAUUUUGUCUUUUUUUAAAAGAACCGUUUGAAAUACGUCUGGAAGUGCCUGUAAAAUGUGAUUGUUUUCUAGUAUUUUGACACGGAUUGCGGAGAGCAGCCGUCAAAUCAGCAGACAAAACACUACCACAUUUGUAGUUGUAUACUUUUGCUGCCUACUGCGAUGACGACCAGUUCCUGUACAACACGCGUUUCGUUCGUUGUGUGUUUCAAUGCACUGUAUGCUGGUGUGCAAUCACACAGAAUUUUACUCCGAAUAUAGCUAUAAACGCGCGACAUAUUACCGUAUAAUAUCGUUGCCAGUUCGCUCGGUGUAAUGAGAUGUGUUUAUAUAAGUACAAAAACAUAAAAAUAAAUGGAAAUGAAAAUAAUUCUAAAGUGAGGAGACAUUUCCACCAUGAAUUAUAAUCGAGAAAUUCCUUCGAUACCCUCGGUUAAAGUGCGACGACGCCCGUGCGAGGAAAAUAAAACAAGCAAUUAAUUUUCGUGAGUAGGGAGGAAAAACUAGACAGCCGGAGUUGAUCGAGGGGCAAAUAAGUAUCGGGCUAGCGAGAAGAAAUUAGUGUAAAUAUCAGCGAGGAGAUUAAAAAUAAAAUGCUCAGAUUAAUUGCCGUCGUCGGCAUUUGGAUGCUGUUUCUGGUGGCGACGACGGUACGGCCGAUCGAUGGCCAGCUGACGGACCUGGUUCGGGAUGCAAAGGGCGAUACCAGCGGAGACUGUCCUCGACUCUGCUCUUGCCUCGGAAAUGUCAUCGACUGCUCGGAGAAGAGCUUGAAAGCCCUGUUCCACAUUCCGCAAUGGGUGGAAAAUCUUGAGUUAUCGUCGAAUCGGCUCGGUCACGAUGCGGUGCGGUCCCAGGUGGCCAACCUUAACAAACUGCAGGUUCUUAAUUUGAAUCACAACAAUCUUGGUCGGAUUCCGUCGUUCCGUGGAUUAAAUAAUCUGGUGCGACUUCUGCUGGCCAAUAAUGGGAUUGAGGUGUUGGAAGUAGAGGCCCUGCAGACCGUGGUCACCCUAAGGUACUUGGAUCUUUCGCGAAACAACAUCAAAGACGUUCAGUAUGGAUCAUUUCCCGCUAAGAACAGUCUUCAAUAUUUGAACUUGAACUUCAACAAGUUAACUUCACUGACCAAAGGUACCUUCCAAAGGUUGCCACUGUUGAAACGAUUGGAAAUCAACAGUAAUGCCAUAACGGAGGUGCAAAGUUUAACUUUCCAAAAUUUGAACCAACUGAAGAGCCUUAAAAUGAAUAACAAUCAAAUAACUAGCCUCAUGGACGGUGUCUUCCAUGGAUUGACCACGAUUUCAACGUUGGAAUUGAACAACAACAGUAUCACCAGCAUCCGGAAGGGGGGUUUGUUCAACCUGACGAGCCUGACGAAUCUGGCACUUUCGAGAAAUGCCAUCUCGGAAAUCGAGCAGGACGGAUGGGAGUUUGCACCGCGACUGCUAACGUUGGACCUUUCCUAUAAUCGAUUGGAGGCGGUGGACAAGUACACCUUCGAGGAGCUGUCCCAGGUCAAGAUGCUCAACCUGGAAGCGAAUCAGAUUUCCUCCAUCGGGGAAGGAACGUUCAACAAUACCAAAAACCUAGAAGUGUUGUUCCUGGGAGCGAAUAAGAUCUCCUGGACAAUCGAAGACAUGAGGGGACCAUUUUCUGGGUUAACCAAGUUGGAAAAACUGUAUCUGAAUUCGAACGAGAUCAAAUCAGUCAGUCGGAAUGCGUUCAUUGGACUGAAAUCGUUGACGCUGCUGGAGCUCAGUCAGAACAAUAUCUCGUCGAUUCAGAAUAAUGCCUUCAAGGAUACGGUUCGAUUGAAUAAUCUGAUCAUGAACUCGACCAACCUGCUGUGUGACUGUAAUCUCGUUUGGUUUUACCACUGGAUUAAGGAUCGGAAGGAUGUCUUUCAGUUAGAUGCGGAAUGUAGCUAUCCAAUUUGGUUGCGUGGACACUUGAUUCGGGAUUUGACAGCGUCAAAUUUUUCUUGUUAUGAUUCGCCGAAGCCACAUCUGAUCGAGGAACCGAAAUCUCAACUCGGCAUACGCGGCACCAACCUCAGUUUGGUGUGCACGGCAACUUCCACCGCGGCCGAUAGUAUGUCUUUCAAAUGGAAACACGACAAUCAAGAGUUGCCGGAUGCCUUCUUCAAGGUUCAUCAACUGAACAAUGAAAACGGUACCGUAGGAACGACUGAACUAGUCGUACCGUACAUCCAAACGGAUGGUGCUGGCAAGUACCAGUGCAUCAUAACGAACAACUACGGAGUGGUGUACUCGCAGAAGAUUAAAGUCACCGUUGGGACAUACCCCAGCUUCCAGAAGACACCCAGCGACAUUAGUGUUCAGUCGGGUAAAACAGCACGGCUAGAUUGUGCCGCACAGGGUGAUCCAAAACCACAAAUCGCUUGGGAGAAGGAUGGAGGAAAUGAUUUUCCCGCAGCGAAAGAACGACGGAUGCAUGUCAAACCGGACGAUGAUGCAUUUUUCAUCAUCAAUGCGCAACUUGUCGACAUGGGCGUGUACACGUGUACGGCCGAGAAUCCCGCGGGAGUAAUCCGGGCCAGUGCUCUGGUGGUUGUGUUUGAUUCCCCGUCACUGUUGAAACCACUGGAAGCGAAAAGUACGGAAGUUGGGAAAUCCAGUGUUCUGGAGUGUUUGGCUGCCGGUUAUCCCAAGCCGACGAUCCAGUGGUUCAAGGAUGGAGAACCGAUAAUGGUAACGGAGAGACACUUCUUUACGGCGGAUGGCCAACUGCUGAUUAUUGUUGAGACGGACUACAGUGAUGUUGGAGAGUAUGAGUGCCGAAUGGAGAACGAUUUUGGUACUGAGAAGGGAUCGAUGAAGUUGUCGGUUAUUGAAGGUCCGGAGGUGAAUCCCGAAAUUUUCGCAAAUCUUCCCAGUGAUGCUGUCGUUAUUGGUCACGUUCUAAAUAAUAAGGAUCUUGUGGUUAUAAUCGUGAUUACAGUGAUUUGCUGCGCUAUUCUGACGUCUCUGAUCUGGUUGGUUAUAGUGAAUCGGGUGAGGAAACAAAAUGCCAAUCAACUGUCGAACCACAGCGGGUCAAACAUUGAUGAUAUCGAUAUGAAUUCGAAUAUGGAAGUCAACCAACAGAACUUGAUUGUUCGCAGUGGAGUGGGAGUCUCGACAACUCCGAUCGAGUAUUUCGAGUACCUGAUCCCGAUGGUUCAGAACGAGGCAACCACGAAUGUGGACGACGAUGAUCAGAGGCAGCUAACCAACUGUUGCUAUUAUUCGGUGGUGCCGAAAGUUCCACCCAAGGUACGACCUAAUGGGGGCGAAUCCGAUUAUAUGGACGACGAUCUAUCUUCGAAAGAUUCUGGAACGGGGGGUGACUGUGGUUCUGCCACAGGCUCUACCAAUGCUCAUCGGGGCAGCACUGAUGAUCUCAAGUGUCAUUUUCAAUCUUUGACACGCAAAUCGACGCAACUGGGUCUACCGUAUCCGUACGACGAACAUGAUCCGGAUUCGGAUCCUCGAAUAGAACCGCCGCCACCGAUUCCACCGGUAAAUGCAACAACGGCAAUCCUCGUCAAUGCCGAUCCUAGUAAGAUCGUGUUCAGUGACGAUCUGCCACCGGCGGUCAUUUCUCGGAUGGCAACGUCUCAAACCUUUCCGAGCUUCGUGCAUCCGUGCUCGAACCCAUCGUCGUCGCUACUAGCGUCCUCGAUGGAAGCGACCGUCAGUACACAGCAGCAACCACAACCCCAGCAGCCCGCUAGUCAGGUACAGGUCAACAAGUUGUAUCAGCUGUUGAUUGAAAAUCCACGGUUGCUGGAAAAACCGGCCAAAUACCGAAGCCGGUCGGUGGAGGAGGAAACGUUGUAUCAGCUACGAAGUGGAACCGUUCCGGUUAGCCGGGGGGUCAGUUUGGAUGACGAUACGGUGGUAGGUUCGGAAUCGAUCGAGAGAAGUAGGAGUGAUGUCGGACCGGUAGAGACCGAUUUGAGGGAAGCUGUACGGUAAGACUGAGUAGGUUUUUGGUUUUUACCGUUCUUUGGUGUAUUGCUGCCACGCGAUGGAGUUUCAGUUUCGGGUCGGGUUUGUGAAUUGGUAACCGUUUCGAUUUGCAAAGCAUAUGUCUGGAAAAAGUCUAACUGAUCUGAAAAGGGCUCAUUGGCCGAGAACUUCAUUUCAGAUUCGUUCACAUACUAAACGAAAUACAUGACAAAAUUGUUGUUGAAACAAAUUUGAUUAUUUCAAACUAGGUUAGUACCUAGUUCAGUUUGAAAGCUAAGUUUUAAAUCGCAAAUCUUGCUUUUACUUCUGUUACUUCGCUUCCGGAUUAUCAAUCGGAAACAAAUGAGCAUCAUAAAUCAAUGAUCGAUCAGUAAGUUUCAGUGCGUUUGAAAGCUGGAAGUGCACUUUUUUGAUGUAUUUAUUUAAGUUGGCCGUUCAGUCACAAGUGGGAAGUUUUAGCGCUGUUAUACACAUUUUUGUAGAGUAAAUUGUAAACCUACUCGUAUUGUGUAACGGAGGAAAGAAACUUAUAAACGAACUUACUAACUAAUACAAAGAGCGAAUCGAUUCAGUUGAAGAUUGUAUCGAUUUUUGUCGGAAUUUGCUUAUACAAGACGUGCACUUGAUAUUAAAGAUUUGUAGUCCUAAUGAUAAUUUCGAAUACUACUUAAAAAUGUGGCUAGUAUUGCAUUACGUGGAAGGUUGAAGGCAAAUCCAGAUGAUACUCGAUUGAACGAUCUUUGUAGGCCUAUAACGGCACUGUUAAUACCAUAGUUAGUGCCGUGUAAAGGUAGUCGAAAAAAGGGUUGUUACGGUGAGAACGAGUUCGAACAUUAAUAUUAUCCUCGCGGAGCAAAGGGGGACAGUCAAUCCUAUCGUUCGAAUCUUCUGUUAUCAUUAAGCACGUGACAGCUCCCGCUGUACUUGUAGUGUGUCCAGUCCAGUCAGUAAUCCGCGACAUCCAUAGCUCGACAUUCGAUGUGGAUUAUUCCAAGCCAAUCGAAGGAGAACGAAACAAACGAAUCUAUGUUGUUUCGAUUCUAUUAUAUGAGCUCCAUGAAGGUAGCUUCAGCAACAAUGUAGAUAAUGUGCUGUUUGAUCGUCAAAUAUUCGUCGAGAAAGACACCAAGAGAGAAAAAUUUACGUCGUUGAAGUACAGUAAGAAAUUCAAAGUGCCAAGAUGAUUCCCAUGUGGAAAUCUGGAUGCAUAAUCCAUGGUAAUCCAAAUUCUUUCCUUUGCUCAUUUAUUUUCUUUAAGUGAAUAUGCGUCAUUUGCAACGAUGUGUGUGAAAAAGUAUGGGUAUGUAACGUCAGCGACAUAACUGGAUGUCGCGAAUACGAAUAAAACUGACACUUUCAAUUCCGAAUAUCAAUUAGUUGAUCGAUUGUGUGAAUUGUGCCUUUUCGCCGCUAGAAUUUGAAACGAUACACCUAAACUAAAGUACAGAUUAGUUACAUACAAUUAAAUAUUACGAUUAAUUGUAUGUUAGAAUGUGAAUUCUUUAUGAUAAAAUAAUGGAGGUUCUAAAAAAACCUUCUAUGAAGGCGUUCGUGAUGAAGAGUGACGAGUUGAGUUCGAAUCUAUUUUGAGUCGGUGCUAUGCAUUUUAUAUAGCAAUUCAGCAGAAAAUUCUACUACAAAAUACAACUGGUUGAAAAAUGGGCCGUAUACAGUAUAGUGAAGGAAAAUUUCGCAUAACUCUUUGGGUAUACAAUUAUGGUUCCAAAUAACAACAUACAGAAUUUUGAUGUCGAUUAUUUCAUUUUGGAUUUGAAUAUUACAGUGAAAGAAACUAUCAAAGGGCAGUACGGAAUUAAUUUCUGGCAUUCAGAAGGGCCAACUUAUGUAAUCCUCUAAUAUAUUAAACACUGUUGCGAAUUCUGCACUGCAAAAGUUGCACAAAGUAGAUAAAAAAAUCUCUGAUUUGCACUACACUGAUGGUUUUAUUUACCGCUUUGCAAAUAAGCAAUAUUUAUAGUUCUUUAAAAUUUGGA
Molecule: messenger RNA, 6170 nt
Organism: Malaya genurostris
Lineage: Eukaryota; Metazoa; Arthropoda; Insecta; Diptera; Culicidae
Gene: lbk
Product: leucine-rich repeats and immunoglobulin-like domains protein 2
Exons: 6
Coding region: 793-4182 (1129 amino acids)
Molecular function (GO): protein binding
Source: RefSeq, a predicted model, not a curated record